Messenger RNA from Aethina tumida (small hive beetle), 2446 nucleotides. Its product is annotated as transient receptor potential cation channel protein painless-like. The record is from RefSeq and is a predicted model, not a curated record. Gene Ontology annotation, molecular function: protein binding. Bases 60 to 2333 code for a protein of 757 amino acids. Lineage: Eukaryota; Metazoa; Arthropoda; Insecta; Coleoptera; Nitidulidae. The transcript is spliced from 2 exons.
UUGACUCAUCUGUUCAUAGGUUGUGUGUCAUAAAUUUACCCUUUAAAUUCAUAAUAAAAAUGACAGAAACAGACUAUUUAAAGCAAAAUCCUGAGGAACAUUUAGAUAUGACACCUGAUAUCAGUCCAGGUAGUCAGCUAGUGAAAUUAAAGAAACUAUGGUCUAAAAUCCAUGCGCAAAAAAAUGAAUGGAACCUGAAGACCGAAGGGGAACUCUUAAACCUGCUGAAAAAUGAUCCUAACUUAACGCAUAAAAAAUUUCAUUUUUGCUAUUCAUUCAUGUCUAUUCUACCAAGAAUAUAUUUAAUUAAAAAUUUUAAAUCAGAAAAAUAUAAUAUUUUUAAACAGAUCAUCGAUUUAGCAUGGGCUGGAAACUACUAUAAUACACACACAUAUUUCAUCGCAAGUGCCAAGUGUGACUUAGAAUAUUUACAAACAAACGUGGAUAAUUUAAAGAUAAAAAAUAGCACACAAGAAGGAGAUACUCCUCUACAAUAUUUACUAAAAUUUGGCGACUAUGACAAUGAAAACUUUGUUGAAUGCUUGAAAUUAUUGAUAACAAAGGAGAAUAUAAAUAAAUUGGAUUAUAACAACAAAAAACCUUUGGAUGUGGUUAGGAAGCACCAUGAUAAAAGCAAUGAUAUAAUCCAAAUUUUAUCAGAAGCAGUGCAAGCAGAAUCAAAACAUACGCAACUUUUUAAUGCGGUCAUCAGCAAUAAUCUUGACGUCUUUAAAAAUAUUCUAAAGGAAAUUAAGGACUGCUAUAAUUAUGAUGAUGGUGAAAAUACUCUGUUACAAUUGUGUGUAAUGAGAAAACAAUGGAAUAUGGUGGAACUGUUAAUAUCCAACGCUAAAACGGACAUUAAUAAGAUAACAAUAAAAAAUAAUUAUCAUCCUAUUCUGUUAAUGGCUAUCAUUGGAAAAAUUCAAUCCGACAAAAAUUUUUAUUGUGAAUUUUUGAAACAAAAGAAGUUGCGUAUCUCCAAAGAAUUGUUUCAUAAGUUUAUAGAAUUCAGAUCAAACCCCAUAAAAACGGAUUUUUUUGAUAAAUUUCUGGAAUGUGAAGCAAUUAAUGUAGACAUGAAGAUGGAUGAUCAACAAGAGAAUACGCCUCUACAUUAUGCCAUCAUUUUUGGCAAUAAACAUGCAAUACAAGGUAUGCUAAAGAGAGGCGCAUCUCUAUAUACAAAAAAUGGUAAUCAAAAAUCAUGUUUAGACAUGAUUCAAACCUCAGAUAUGAACAAAUUUCUAAAUUCGUGUAUAAAUUUGGAUAACUAUACAAACGACGUAUAUUAUAUAAACUAUAAAUUUCAGUUAAACUAUCAAUUUUUACCACAAGACGGUACCGAAAUGAAUAUGUUGUUUUCAACAAAAUUUAAGGACUUAUUAAACCAUGUGCUGUUAGACAUUUUUAUAUACCUUAAGUGGAAUCUUGCAAAAAGUUAUCUCAUAUGGUUUUCUGCGAUUAGACUCAUUCACAUUGUAUUUACAACCAUAAUAUUAUUUAAUAUCGACAAUAUAGAGAGAAGUGUGUAUAUUUUUUUCAUGAUAUUAAUUGAAAUCUUUCAAUAUGUUAUAAUGAAACAAUUUUGUAACAAUGACAAACAUUCAAAUUUUGAAAAAUUGUUAACAUGUCUAAUAUUCCUACACUUGAUUUUAAUAUUGUUUAACUUCAAUUUUAUAUUCAUUUCAGCCAUUAUUUAUGUGAUAAUGGCGACCUCAUUUCUGCUGCUUCUAGGAUAUCAUCCAUACUUGUCGAAAUGGUCAGUAAUGUUACAAAAUGUCUAUAUUUCAUUUUUUAAAUUGCACAUCUUUUUCUUCCCCCUCAUAUUAGCUUUUACUCUUGGUUUUUGUCAGUUAUUCCGAGAAAAAAAAGAUGUCUUUAAAAAUAUACAAUCUUCGGUAUUUUCAGUGUUAGUUAUGCUUACAGGAGAAUUUAAUGCAUUUGAUGUUUUCAUUCAAGACAAUAUAACCAUUUUUAAUCAAUUAUUUUUUAUUAUAUUUGUAAUUAACAUAAGUGUCGUCCUCAUGAAUUUUUGGAUUGCUAUUACUGUCUCCGAUAUAGGCACAACUGACAAGUAUGAACUAGAUGGUCAUAUUAACACCAUAAAGUUUUUACUAUAUGUAGAAAAUUUUUAUAUGAAUUAUGGAAACCGUUUCCUUUUUAAAACCCAUUGCCCAUUAUUAUUCCCUGAAAAUAAGAAUAAGACAAUAGACAUAUACAUUAAUAAAACAAAUGGAGCAUUUGACCACAAAUUUCUGAAGGAUUUGGAAUUAAAUGUGCAAAUUAAAACUAAAUUAAUAAAUUUAUACAACGAAAGAACAAAUAUCUAAGUACAAAUUAAAAAAGUAUGAUCCAAAUUAAUAUCAUAAUAUUGGUUUUAAAGAUAUUUUAAAUAAAUUCAAAAGUAAUUGCCACCUAUGAAAUGUACAAAAAAUGUAACCUA